ACUGUUGAAAUUUAUUUCAGAUAAUUGUGAUUAAAAUGUCCGUCUGUUGAACUUGUAAAAUAUGUUUAAUAAGAAGAAGAAAAAGUUGGCGAUUUCGGGACCAACUAAUUUCCAACAUAGGGUUCACACGGGAUUUGAUCAGAGCAAUAAUAAGUUUGUAGGACUCCCCCUACAGUGGGCUUCAAUAGUUAAGGAUGAGGCGGGUGCAAAUUCUCCACAUCGACCUCAUCCCGUCGUGGAUCCCAGUACAUAUACCCCAACAGAUAUGCUCGACAACAAACCGGUAUCUCGGGAUCAGAAUCAAGGCUCGAGGGCUGGCAGUGUAGUUCGUUCCAAUUCUCUCAGAUCCUCGAGUCCACCAAGGUAUCAGAGGAAAGAGGUGAACAACAUGCCCACCCUGAUCGAGCAGAACGGUCACGAGGACAGUUUCGAGGAACAUCCUGGUCAUCAGGGGUACCAAGGACACCACCAUGCCGGACACCAGUAUGGAUAUCAGGAGCAGAGAUCUCCCUACGGACAUCCUGCCAGUUCAGCACCUUCUGGUCCUCAGUAUGGUUAUCAAGGUGUUCCUCAGGGAUACCAACCAGGCCCCCCUCUUCCUCCCCUCAACCGUCCCAACUCUGUUGUACAACAGCGCUACCCAAACCAAACCCAUGGAGCUUAUAUACCCCAGGGACCUGUCUCUAACCGGUCCGCCGGCUCCGGUUCAGAUACUUCUAGCCAGGGGCAGAUACGAGGAAAAGUUGGACCUCCUCCGCCUUUAACAAAACCCUCCGUCGAUCCAUACCGUCCACAGCAAGAUCUUCGCCCUGCCUCUACAGUUCCGGAUUCGGCUCCCGCCGGCGGAAUACCUGGGUAUGAUCCUGCAGCGGUGAGAGCGGCAAAUAUGGCGAGGGCGGAAGCUUUGGCUGCGCAUCAGAGAGAAGAAGCGGCGGCGGUUCAACGGGAAGAAAUGAUGAUAAGAAUGCAACAAAUGGCAAUGGAUACAAGGUCCCAGCAAAUGGAUCCAAGGUCCCAGCAAAUGGAUCCAAGGUCCCAGCAAAUGGACCCCAGGUCCCAACAAAUAGACCCAAGAUUAGGACCCGGAAUGGAUCCAAGAAUGAUCCCUCACGGUAUGGAUCCCAGAAUGAACCAACCACGUAUCCCUCCGCCUCAAAACAGACCUCCGCCUCCCCAACAGUCUCCAUAUCAACAACAACAACCUCCUCCGCCCCAUAUUCAACAACAAUUCCGGCAACAACAAGGAUACUUUGACCAGCAUCAAGAAGAAUUAAGGAUCCAACCCAAACCUGGCAAACCAUCUAACGGAAAUUACCUUCCCCCCAGAUCCCAGCCUGAUCAGCCCCUCCCCCCUCCCACUCAUCCUAAACCAAACCAAACCUAUUCCUCUGAGCCACUUCCUCCACCUCCCGCCCCGCCCCCAAAAAUAUCCCCGCCGAAACCGUCGAUAUCUCCUGAAUCUGUUUCUCCUCCCCCGCCGCUUGAACACCAAGGACAACCCACUUCAUUAUCCCAUGAACAGUUUAGAGCUGCACUUCAGAUGGUGGUUUCUGCUGGAGAUCCAAGGGAGAAUCUCGAGAACUUUAUAAAGAUUGGUGAAGGAUCAACUGGAAUAGUUUGUAUAGCUACAGAUACAGAUACCUUGCAUCAGGUUGCGGUUAAACGAAUGGACUUAAGAAAACAGCAACGCAGAGAGCUUCUCUUUAACGAGGUGGUAAUAAUGCGUGACUACCACCACCCGAACAUUGUCGAGAUGUACGACAGUUAUCUUGUGGAAGACGAACUCUGGGUCGUCAUGGAGUACUUAGAGGGAGGAGCGCUUACAGAUAUAGUAACUAAUGUUAGGAUGUCCGAGGAACAAAUUGCUACUGUAAGUAAAAUGUGCCUGAAGGCUCUAGCCUAUCUUCAUUCUCAGGGUGUAAUACAUCGUGAUAUCAAGUCUGAUUCUAUUCUACUCUCAGCAGAUGGAAAUGUCAAGCUUUCAGAUUUCGGCUUCUGUGCACAGGUUUCGUCUGAGUUGCCGAAACGUAAAUCAUUAGUUGGAACACCCUAUUGGAUGAGCCCUGAGGUUAUAUCCCGGCUUCCGUAUGGACCAGAAGUAGACAUAUGGUCCCUGGGUAUAAUGGUAAUAGAGAUGGUAGACGGGGAACCACCGUUCUUUAAUGAACCCCCACUACAGGCAAUGCGGCGAAUAAGAGAUAUGCCUCCACCCCGCUUGAAGAACCAGAAGGUCUCACCGCAGUUACAAGGAUUUCUGUACAAGAUGCUGGUCCGUGACCCUGCGCAACGGACCAGUGCUGUAGAACUUCUUCAUCACCCCUUCCUGCGUCAAGCAGGUCCACCAUCUUCCCUCGUUCCUCUUAUGCGGCAUUCACCAACCUGAUAUCUGUCAAACCUGAUCAGGUUUCGGCACCCUGAUCAGGCGAGGUUAAGGGCCGAAAGACAACUCGUAUCCGGGCCGGUGCGGUCAACCAGGUGGGAGGGGUCAACCAGGGUCAAAAAUGAAAAUAAAAUGGCGGAAAGAUUGAAUGAUUCUCUCUACCAGAACAUUGAGCAAAUCAGUCGCAACGUGCCGAAAGAUCCUCGCCAAUAUACUUUCGUCAAUCGUCUGAAGCCUCUCACUCGACCUGACUUCAACUCGAAUAUAUAUCGUCCAAACGAGAAUCUCUCCAGUAUUGAAUUGGGUCUAUCUCAACAUCUGAUAAACAAGUCUCAAACAGUAUCCGUAAAUCCGCAAUUUCAAGAUAAAAAACCGCAAUCAAUCAAUAGUAUAAAUCCGGCAAACUGCGAGAAAAAUGUAUGGUUUGGCUACUCCAGCACCCAGGAACCAAGAAUACUCUAUACAAGUGUGCUAAAUCAUGAAUCAAGAAUGCUCGAUGGAAAGAAGUUAAAGCCCCAACAAGUGCUAGUCGAAAACAAUAAUAUUCCGCCUUUAAUAACUUUUAAUCAUUUAGGUGUUAUUUAAAAAGUAAUAUUAACUGAACUUGUAAUUUUAUCUGUCCCCUAGCCACUGGAGUGAAAUAUCUUAUAGUAUCAUUUUGUUCUUUGUAUUAUAAUCAAAAAAG
Messenger RNA from Eurytemora carolleeae, 3065 nucleotides. It is a transcript of the gene mbt, whose product is annotated as serine/threonine-protein kinase PAK mbt. Bases 62 to 2383 code for a protein of 773 amino acids. Gene Ontology annotation, biological process: regulation of MAPK cascade; protein phosphorylation; intracellular signal transduction. Gene Ontology annotation, molecular function: ATP binding; protein serine/threonine kinase activity. The record is from RefSeq and is a predicted model, not a curated record. Gene Ontology annotation, cellular component: cytoplasm. The transcript has 13 exons. NCBI's taxonomy places the organism in Eukaryota, Metazoa, Arthropoda, Copepoda, Calanoida, Temoridae.